AAGCCGCGGUGAGGGUGGAGGAGAGCACCUGGGAAAGUUUGCACGUGCACGCGCCGUGCCCUGUCCGCACUGUAAGAGGGUGCGCGCGCCUGGUGUCGGGGACGCGCGUAGGCAGGCUGUGGGGACCGGAGUAGGAGGGAGAGUCGGGCUGGUAAGAGAAGAGAGUCAGUAGUGAGUCGGGAGCAGCGGCUGCAGGACGGAGCCUCCCUGUGCGCUAGUCAUAGCACCUGUCAGGACAACUUCUUCAUUGGGAUUGAUGUGGUGUCCGGGGACAAGCGGGACGUGUGUGACCUCUUGGUGACUACAGUACCAGGACAAGACAGGACUACAUCUACAGGUGCCCACUGUUCGCACCCGGCCGGUCCGGGCGAAUUACACUUCCCAGCCUCCCUUCAUCUCUCUGUGUGUACUGGCAUCGGGAUCUUUCAGCCAUGGCAGCAAGUAGCCUCCUGACCGUGUGUGUCCUGUGUGCGACCGCCUUCCGGACAGGUUUUGGAUUCCAUACAGUUAGUGCAAUUUAUGGAGAAACAAUCAAUAUACCUUGUGGUCAAGAUGUAAUGCAAGACCUUCUGUUUGGGAAAUGGAAAUAUGAAAAGCCAGAUGGAACUGCGGUUUUUGUAGCUUCGCGGUCUGCAGUGAAAAAAUCAUUCAAUUUUGAUGAUGUACCAGAGUAUAAUGGUCGCCUAAACCUAUCGGAGAACUACACCUUGUCUAUUUCCAAUGCAAGGAUUAGCGAUGAAAAGAGAUUUGUAUGCAUGCUCAUAACAGAAGAUAAUGUUUUUGAAGAGCCCACAAUAAUCAAAGUAUUCAAGCCACCUUCAAAACCUGAAAUUAUAAACCAGCCAACAUUUUUGGAAACGGGAAAGCUAAACCUGGUUGGAGACUGCGUUGCGAAAGACAGCUAUCCAGAUGGCAAUAUUACAUGGUACAGAAACGGCCAAGUGCUUUUGCCAGUAGAUGGAGUUGUAACUAUGGAGUGGUGGAAAGAGAAAAACUCAACAAGUGGUCUUCAUAGCAUGCGAUCAACGUUGGAGUACAUGUCAACAAAAGAGGAUAUAAAUGCACAGUUUUCAUGUGCAGUGACUUUUUACAUGCCAGAUGGGCUGGCAACUAUGAAUUCUGAUCCAGCUGCAUUCAAUAUUUACUAUCCUACAGAGAAGGUGACAAUUCAUGUACAGUCCCCCAAAAAGACAAUAAAAGAGGGAGAUAACAUCACACUGAAAUGUAUAGGGAAUGGCAAUCCCCCUCCGGAGGAAUUUUUGUUUUACCUUCCAGGUCAAGAAGAGGGAAUACGUAGUUCAAGUGCCUACCAUAUAACUGACAUAAAGAGAAAUGCAACAGGAGAUUAUAAAUGUUCUUUGUUAAAUAAAAUCAUGAUUGCUUCAACAAUGGUAACAGUACAUUAUUUGGAUUUGUCACUUACACCCAGUGGAGAAAUAACUAAGCAAGUUGGAGACAGUCUUUCUGUUUCAUGCAUUCCUUCUGCUAGUAAAAAUGUUUCAGUCACGUGGAUGAAGAACCAAAAAAUCCUUGCACAGCCAUCAUUCUCAAAUCUACAAUACAGAGAUUCAGGUGUUUAUGAAUGUGAGACCAGCCUUAUGGAAGUUGAUGGUCUGAGAAGAAAAAAGACACUAAGCCUUACUGUAGAAGGAAAACCACGGAUUAAACUCUCAAAAAAGACAAAUUCUGAUGGAAAGUCGAAAACAAUCCUAUAUGAGGUAGAUGGCUAUCCAAAACCUGAAGUGCAAUGCAGCAGAUUAGGCAAUGAUUUAUACUUGAACAAAACUGAAGAGACUAUGUUAAGUAACGGAAAAUAUUCUGCUAAAAUUAUAAUUUCCCCAGAAGAGAAUGUCACUAUUAUCUGCAGUGCUGAAAACAAAUUGGGGCGGGAGGUCCAUUCAUUAAAUGUCUCUGCUAUAAGCUUUCCAGAAACAGAUGAUGGUGUUAAUAGCAGUGGUGACAAUAAUGACCAUGCAAAACUUAUCGUGGGAAUUGUUGUUGGUCUUCUACUUGCUGCACUGGUUGCUGGAUUAGCCUACUGGUUAUACAUUAAGAAAUCAGGAAGCAGGAGCAGCCGGCACAUACAGGAGCAGCCGGCAGGAGAACGUGGGUGGGACAGACUGAAAGAAGGAGCAGCGGACACGCUCUCAACGUCAAAACAUGUAGGGAAAGAACUUGGUAACACAGAAGAAAACAAAAAACUAGAAGAAAACAAUCAUAAAUCAGAAGCAUAAAAACGGAAAAUACUCACGGGAAACCAUGAUGAACAGUUUGAAGCAUGACUAUGGAUUGUAAUUAAUGGGAAUGUAUAACGGAGCUGCAAAUGUUCAUGGUCAAAGUAUUAAAAGUUUGUACCAAGUCGUCACAGGAUAAUGACAAACACUGCAAAGAAUCAACACAAAAACUGUUCCAACAGCCAUGAUGAUAGCUUACCAUGUUGUGUUCUUUUUUUUUUUUUUUUUUUUAAUGUAAAUGUCUGCACUGAACAUUUUUGUUUGCCUUUUAUGUAAAUUUUUUUACGUAGCUAUUUUUAUACACUGUAAGGCUUUGUUCUGGGAGUUGCUGUUAAUCAGAUGUAUAGCGUAUUGUUAUUAUUUUUAUGACACUGUUUGAUGCGCAGGUACAUUUUGACUUGAGAUUGCUAUCGGUAAAAUGUCAAAGGCGAUACACUAAGGUGUAACAGUUUCUUUGGGGUUUUUUUUCUGUAUUCUUUUAGGUCAUUUCUAUUUACAUACAUUAUAGAUAUUUUCUUUCAGUUUACUGGGAAAUUGAACAGGGUGUGUAAGCACUUGCUGGUUCCCGGUGGAUAAGGUAUUUCACACAAAGCUGCAGUCAUAGCAAGUUAGAUAUUUUACCGAUAGCAUUAUAGACAGAAAUUAUGUUCACACAAUUAAUCUUAAAGUAACUUCAAACCUGUUUUUUUAUUUUGUCCACUGCCUUACAAAUAUCACAGUUUUGGGGAAAAUUUUAUAUUGCAACAAUAUGGUUCCCCAAUUGUCCGUCGAAAGAGUACAUUUUACUCUUGUCGAAGAAGGUUAAUAUUGAAGGACCCAUGUAACUUAUAGAUAGUAUAGUACUCUCAUCAUGCUGUGUUUAUCAUUUUGAUUACAUAUUUAAUUGAUUCUUUUCUUUAUGACUUGUUUAUAUUUUCAGGGUAAAUUAAACGAAUGCCAUUGUCCUUGUUGCAUAGGCUAAGCUUUAAAUGUCAUUUUCUCACUUUCUGUGUAAUGGGAUCUGUACAUUUGCAGCAGAUUCGCUUUUUGCACCUUUUUAUCACUGAUACAAUGCUCACAUUUUGGUCUUGAGGCAGUUUUAAUUAUUAUCAUUAUUAUUAUCCAUAAAAUUAUGAAUCAGAUGAUACAAGUGUAGCAGAUGUUACACAAAGAAGUGCUUCAAUGGUUGUUUUGAUUUCAUAUUUUGCAAACUGGAUAGCUGCUGUAAAGACAGUAGCAUUAAGCAGCUUGUUUAUUUAAUGGACACAGAAAACUGCAAGGAUCAGUCCACUGGCAGCUUAAUGCUGUAGUCUUUAACUAUUUUAAUUCUUGGGGUAUCUGCUUCGCAGUGCGUCGCAGAAUUAGAAAGGGGCCCAUUUGCUUUAUGGUUUUAGUUGCAUUAACCACUACAGAUUAUGGAUGCACCUUCAUAUGAUCUUGUGUUAACUGGUACAUAAUUUAUCAGCCAAUGUCUAAACCAAUAAAAUGUUUUUUUUUGUUUUUUUUUUUGUUAAAUUUGUAACUUUAUAAAGAAAAUAUGUGGACUGUUCAAUCCGUGUAAACAUGGUAUUGUAAACAGACAGCAAGCAAUGCAUUGGAUAUCGCAAGAUGUAUUUCAUCCUCUGUAAAGCUGAAACAUGUUUCAGAGAAUGUACAUAAAGUGUAUUUACUAAAAAAAAUGUG
Rana temporaria (common frog) is the source of this 3896-nucleotide messenger RNA. It is a transcript of the gene ALCAM, whose product is annotated as activated leukocyte cell adhesion molecule. The record is from RefSeq and is a predicted model, not a curated record. Lineage: Eukaryota; Metazoa; Chordata; Amphibia; Anura; Ranidae. Gene Ontology annotation, cellular component: plasma membrane. The coding region runs from base 432 to 2234 and encodes 600 amino acids. Gene Ontology annotation, biological process: cell adhesion. The transcript has 17 exons.